CGUAUUUAACCUUGGUGUCGCCACCCUCCUCAUGAUCGUCAUCAUCGUCUCAGCCACAUUCUAUGCUCUUGUCGACUGGAACGCCAGCAGGAUCAUGAAAUCCAUCAAAUCUCUCAUUGCAGAAGAAGCUUCCGUCAUUCGUGAAGGCAAGCAACAGCUCGUACCUGCCAAUGACAUUGUCGUUGGAGACAUCGUCGUCCUCUCCACCGGCGAACGCGUCCCCGCCGACUUGCGCAUUGUGCAAAUGUCUUCCGACCUCAAGUUCGAUCGUUCCUUGUUGACUGGCGAGAGUGAUAUGGUCCCUGGCUCUCUCGACUCCACCGCAGAUAACGCUCUCGAAACCCGCAACCUCGCGCUCACCUCCACGUUCGUCACGCAGGGCACUUGCCACGGCAUCGUCUUUGCCACCGGAGACAGAACCGUCAUGGGUCGCCUUGUCUCAAUGUCCGGGGAAACCAAGUUCAAACUUACCACCAUCCAAAAAGAGAUUUGGUUCUUCACGAAAGUCAUCUCAGCCGUCGCUUUGAGUUUGUUCUGUCUCAGUUUAUUGUUGUUUGGCGUGUGGUUGAGGACGAGUUAUCCGGGAUAUGAUACGGUGUCGAUCGCGAUCGUUAAUUCGAUUGGGUGUUUGACAGCGUUCGUGCCGCAGGGCCUCCCUGUCUGUGUCGCGCUUUCUCUCACAGUCAUCGCCCGGCGCAUGUCUAAGCGCCACGUCCUCGUCAAAAAUCUCGCCACUAUCGAAACAUUGGGAUGUAUCUCCGUAUUAUGUUCGGACAAAACGGGGACAUUGACCGCUGGAAAGAUGGCUGUCGAGUCCGUCGCGUUCCUGGAUGCCGCCUACAGCGCUAAAGAUUUUAUUGCGAACUUUACCGAUGCACUUUCAUGCACCAUUGCGCCGACUUCCACUGGAUCUGCCUCGCAGACGCGUUCGCCCUCUCCGCUCACUUCUUUCUCCUCCAACCCUGUCCACGUUCUUCAUGCCAUUACACGUCUCUGUAACGGGGCCAAGUUUGCUUCGUCUCAUGAUUCUUCUACGAACGAAAAAUCUACCCCAGACUCAGAGCCUACGAUCAAAGGAGACCCCACUGACACUGCCAUCCUCAAAUUUGCAACCUCGCUCUCUGCCGUGGAUAGCACGGCAAGGGAGAAUUCGGGGAAGUAUGUCAAAGCAUUCGAGAUCCCGUUCAAUUCGAAAAAUAAGUGGAUGAUGACCGUUGUGCGAGACACUUCUGUUGCCGCAAUGGUGGACGAGGUGGGAGACGCCGCAAUCGAGAAGAAAGAAUCUCGGAAACGCGAACCAGACGUAGUACCAACACAGGAAGGAACAUGGAUGUUCGUCAAAGGCGCCCCUGACAUCCUCUUCCCAGCCUGCGGGACGGUGAUGUUGUCGGACGGAUCGGUUAUCCCGUUUGGGGAGGCUGAACGAGAGAGGCUUGGUGCGAUGCAGAGCGAGUGGUCUUCCGAGGGACAGAGAGUAUUGGCUCUAUGUCAAAAACCACUUCCGCUAUUCAAAUCUUCCCUUCCACCUUCCGAUCUCGAGGAAAGUCUCUACAGCGAUCUCCAUUCCCUCACACUCGUUGCGCUCGUUGGGAUUCGUGAUCCUCCCCGUGAGGAUGUCCCGUCCGCGAUCGAGGUGAUCAGGAGGGCAGGUGUGAGGGUUUUCAUGGUUACUGGAGAUUUCAGGUUGACGGCCGUGGCUAUUGCGAGGCAGGUUGGGAUCGUCACUCAACAACAGAUCGACACGAUCGCAGAUGUUCGAUCACCUGUUCUGUCAGGGAAAUUCCCUUCCGGCACCAUCCCUGCACCUCUGAUCAAACCGUCCCCCGACGACCCCAUCCGUUCGCUUGUUCUAACAGGCGAGGAUGUCACCUCCCUUACACCUCACGACUGGGAUAUCAUCCUCUCUCACUACACUGAACUCGUUUUUGCACGCACAACGCCUGACCAAAAAAUGAAAAUUGUUGAGUCGAUCAAAGCGCGCGGCGAUAAUACCGUUGCCGUCACAGGUGACGGUGUCAAUGACGCCCCGGCGCUCAAAGCGGCGGACAUUGGCGUGGCCAUGGGUGCUGGAAGCGAUGUCGCAAAGGAAGCUGCGGCACUGGUAUUGUUGAAGAAUGAUUUUGCGAGUAUUCCAGUAGCAAUUGAGAUGGGAAGAUUAGUAUUUGAUAAUUUGAAGAAGGUAACGUUGUACCUGAUGCCUGUUGGGUCGUACACGGAAUUCAUGGCCGUGCUCUCCAACGUUUUACUUGGCAUGCAAAUCCCGCUUUCAUCUUACCUCCAAGUCUGCUUCUCGAUUACCAAUGACGUUGUCAUGUCCAUUUCGCUGAUGUAUGAAAAAGCCGAGGCUGACCUGAUGUUGAGGAAGCCGCGGAAUGCACGCACGGAUCGAUUGACAGAUUGGAGGUUGUUCUUCCAAAUCUAUUUGUUCCUUGGUCUCAUGGCAUGGCCUUGUGCUAUGUCCAUGUGGUUCGUCUACAUGCGUCAGCAGGGACUCGGAUUUUAUGAUGUUAUAUUGGUGUAUAACAAGUGGUCGGACGGAUGGAAAGGAUAUACCCUCGAUGAGCUGACGACCUUUGUGAACAGGGGACAAUGCAUCUACUAUGUUACGAUGGUAUUCAUCCAAUAUGGAUCCCUCCUCGCCAUCCGUAACAGGCGUGUCUCCAUCUUACACUCCAACCCACUCUGGGGUCCCCGUCGAAACCUCCUUGUCCCGGUCGGCAUGAUCGGUACUGCUCUCAUCGCUGUCGUGAACCUGUACGGCCCAGGAUUGCAGAAGGUCUUCUCCACGACGCCGAUUCCGAGGAUGUUCUGGGGUCCGCCGUUUGGAUUUGCUUUGGGGAUAUUGUGUAUGGAUGAAGUGAGGAAGGCAUGCGUGAGAGCUUGGCCGAACUCUUUCAUCGCCAAGAUGGCGUGGUAACGUCUCUGGAUCGGCCUUCGACGCGGACCUAUACACUCUUACUGGCGUAGAAUAGAAACGAAAGCGAGCGUACUUUUGCUAGCGUUCGACAGGUCGGUCUCUGGUAUACGAGAAAACGGUACUCCGCAUAAUAUGGAGGGAUGUGAUUAUUCCAUCAUCUGUAUUAACAUAUAUAGAUAGAUAAAACUUCGGGGAUGAGGGUAUAUC
Messenger RNA from Pisolithus orientalis, 3124 nucleotides. RefSeq names its product calcium ATPase transmembrane domain M-containing protein. Gene Ontology annotation, biological process: potassium ion import across plasma membrane; intracellular sodium ion homeostasis; intracellular potassium ion homeostasis. The coding region runs from base 32 to 2917 and encodes 961 amino acids. The transcript has 12 exons. Gene Ontology annotation, cellular component: membrane. Lineage: Eukaryota; Fungi; Basidiomycota; Agaricomycetes; Boletales; Pisolithaceae. The record is from RefSeq and is a predicted model, not a curated record. Gene Ontology annotation, molecular function: ATP hydrolysis activity; P-type sodium:potassium-exchanging transporter activity; ATP binding.